AUGAAACAGUCUGCCAAAAAAUUCCUAAUGUUUGUGUCCUGCAUCUUGCUUGAUAUACUAUGUGGAACUUUAUAUCUUUACUCAGCUUUCAGUCCUCAAUUCUCUUCAAGGUUGAACUACUCUGCUACUCAAGCUUCAGCUCUUGCCAUGUCUGGAAACUUGGGCAAUUCAAUUGUUGGGCCCAUUGCUGGUUUUUUUGUUGAUCAAUUUGGCUUCAGCAUACCUAUUAGUUUUGGUUCAAUCAUCUUUAUUGGAAGCUACUACCUAUUGAAAAGACAAUUUGAUGAAAGCAUGUCCAAUUUCAAUUUCAGCAUGGUGAUUUUAUUUGGUAUUGGUUUGGGUGGCGCUUUCAUAUAUUCUGGGUGUUUGAAAUGCAGUGCUAUUAUCUACCCAAACAACAGAGGUAUGGCAACUUCCAUUCCAAUUGCUUUUAUUGGCUUGUCAGCAUUGUUUUACUCAGCUUUGGCUUCAACAUUUUAUCCUGGUGAUACUUCAGGCUUGUUGGGAUUUUUGUAUAUCUCUGCUAUUGUGAUUUUUCUGAUCACAAUUUGGUUUAUCAUUAUAGCCGACAGGUUUCACCAAAAAAUCAACGUCUCUCAUUCAAACAAUCAUAGCUUGGAUGGUCUUCAUGAUAUCACUAACUUUGAUACCAAUCAUAUCAGUGUAGAAUUGUUCAAAAAUAAAAAAUUCUGGCUACUAUGCUUUAUUGUGGGUUUGUUGGCUUCAAUUGGUCAAAUGUAUAUAUUUUCUCUUGGGUUUUUGGUGAAAGCUUUAUAUAUCAAAAAGUUGCUACCUCCAAACACACAAAUUGAUGAUCCCCUAACUGUAGCUUUUGUUGAAAACUCAAACACAAUUAUACAAAAUCAGCAAAAUUUUGAAGUCGGAUUACUUUCAAUCUCCAAUUCAGUCGGAAGAUUACUCAGUGGCAUAAUGGGAGAUCUUGUAAUACUAAAAUUCAAAAAGUCACGAAGUGUAUUAAUUAUUUUACCCAUAUUUUUGAUACUAAACUCGCAAAUAUUUUGUUAUAUAUUGGAUGAUAUUAGUUAUUUAUACAUUGCAACUUUAACUAUUGGUUUAGCAUACGGAUUCACUUGGGGUUUAUUUCCAUCAAUAACAAUGGAUUUUUUUGGCAUGGAAAACUUUUCAUUGAACUGGGGAAUUCUAGCAACUUCAGGUAUUUUACCUGCCUAUUUUUACAACAUUCUAUUUGGUAGAAUUUAUGAUUCAAACAUGAAGAUCAUUAAUGUUUUGAACAGCAAUAUAACUGCAGAUACAAAUGAUACUUUAAGAAUUUGCGAAUUAGGUCAUAAAUGUUAUAAUGAUGUAUUUCUAUGGUCCGUUGGUGGUUCUUUAAUAAUGAUUAUAUUGUUUUUUUCAUUAUUUUAUUUUCUAAGAAGGGAAAGAAAAGAGUUGUAUCAAAAAUUAGAAAAUGAUGUAGAAUAA
Ascoidea rubescens DSM 1968 is the source of this 1443-nucleotide messenger RNA. Its product is annotated as MFS general substrate transporter. Lineage: Eukaryota; Fungi; Ascomycota; Saccharomycetes; Ascoideales; Ascoideaceae. Bases 1 to 1443 code for a protein of 480 amino acids. Gene Ontology annotation, molecular function: transmembrane transporter activity. The record is from RefSeq and is a predicted model, not a curated record. Gene Ontology annotation, biological process: transmembrane transport. Gene Ontology annotation, cellular component: membrane. The transcript has 2 exons.